AUGGCAACCGAAGAAAGCAAACGUCGUGCUGAAGCACUGAUUCCCAAGUUCCAAUUCGAGCGCGUGCUCAACCAAGGCGAAGCAGGGAGAACCAUCACGCUAUAUGGACACGUCGACGCGGAUCCCGCAAUCCUCGUACUGGAACGGGCUCCUUUCCCCGAGGCGGAAGAGUACCUGUCCGCCUUGCCUGCUAAUCUACGCAGCAUUACGAACCUAGGAAACAAUGAUAUAUACUCGUGGUUCCUGAGCUCGGGAGGACCGAUCCUGAAAGAAGACGAGAACGACAAGUAUGCCGACUUCAAGAUAUCCCUGAUAUGCCCUUGUACGGACAAGCAUGUCAAGAAACAUAGCAAGCAAGGCUAUCGUUUCGUGACGGAGACGCCCGAGAUAUACCGUGACAAGGUGCGACCGUUCAUGCAGGUGAAUCGAGAAGAGGGCCGGUUGAAUUGGGUCUACAACAUUAUCGAAGGGAGAAAGGAAGUCGAAGACGUUAUUUACAGGACGCCCCUGGGCCGGGACGGCGACGAGGGGUUCCUAAUGCUGCCAAAUCUGCAUUGGGACCGCAAGACGAUCGAGGCCUUGCACCUUCUGGGUAUAGUUGAACGACGAGACAUCUGGAGUAUGAGGGACCUUAAGAAAAAACAUAUAUCCUGGCUGAGACAUAUGAAAACCAAGCUGAUAGAAGCCACGGUGAAGACAUAUCCGCAGAUCGAUACGGACCAGCUGAAAUUGUUUGUUCAUUACCACCCAACCUAUUACCAUUUCCAUAUCCACGUCGUUCACGUCAUGCUUGAGGCGACUUCUACCCAGUCGGUCGGGAAAGCGAUUGGGUUAGACAGUAUCAUCGAACAACUCGAGUCGAUGUCGGGAGAUGGAGAGGUUGGGUUGGACAGUAUCUCGAUAGGUUACACGGUAGGGGAGGCGUCGGAUCUGUGGACUGAGAUUUAUGAGCCACUCAAGAACGCCCGUAAAGCUUCUCAAUCGCGAUGACAAGGUCGUUGACGGCCGGUCCGCUGGUACAGUCGGUCCACUUCCCAUCGUCGC
Daldinia caldariorum is the source of this 1044-nucleotide messenger RNA. Its product is annotated as scavenger mRNA decapping enzyme. Bases 1 to 990 code for a protein of 329 amino acids. The record is from RefSeq and is a predicted model, not a curated record. Gene Ontology annotation, biological process: deadenylation-dependent decapping of nuclear-transcribed mRNA. NCBI's taxonomy places the organism in Eukaryota, Fungi, Ascomycota, Sordariomycetes, Xylariales, Hypoxylaceae. Gene Ontology annotation, molecular function: RNA 7-methylguanosine cap binding; hydrolase activity. The transcript is spliced from 2 exons. Gene Ontology annotation, cellular component: nucleus; P-body.